Molecule: messenger RNA, 1074 nt
Organism: Talaromyces amestolkiae
Lineage: Eukaryota; Fungi; Ascomycota; Eurotiomycetes; Eurotiales; Trichocomaceae
Exons: 1
Coding region: 1-1074 (357 amino acids)
Biological process (GO): peptidoglycan turnover; carbohydrate metabolic process
Molecular function (GO): hydrolase activity, hydrolyzing O-glycosyl compounds
Source: RefSeq, a predicted model, not a curated record
AUGAAAUCAUUUUCGACGCUUCUUCUUGCGCUGUGUAGCCUUCGGCAGGUGCAGGCUUUCAGGCAUAACAAUUUACAAGUACUCGCCGGAGUGCAUGUCGUCUACUCUUACUCUGGCACGACACCACCCGCUGAAUUGACGACCCUCAUCGAAGAAGGACUGGUCGGCGGAGUCAUACUAUUUGGUAACAAUGUGAACAGCAGCCUUCCAGCCAUUAUCGAAUCGUGGCAGACAGCAUACGCCAACAGUCCAGCUUACAUUGGAUCUCCCUUGCUGAUAAUGACAGACCAAGAAGGUGGAAAGGUUCGUCGACUACCUGGAGGACCAACGGAGUCUGAGAAAGCCAUUGGAGAAUCAUCCGAUCCAGAGCAAGCAGCAUCCCAAGCCGGAUCUGAUGCCGCAGCGGCUUUGGGCGCAUAUAAUAUGAAUACAAAUCUUGCUCCUGUGCUGGAUGUCUUUCGCACGCCAGGAGACUUUGAUGACCAGUACCAAAGAUCGUAUAGCGAUAAUGCAACUUUGGCGGGUAUUUGUGGUGCUGCAUUUACAGCCGCACAGCAGGCUGCGGGAUACAUUGCAACAGCAAAGCACUUUCCAGGUUUAGGAAGUGCGUCUGCUGAUGAAAAUACCGAUGAGGUUCCUGUUACACUGAAUGUUACCAUCGAUGAAAUUAGGUCUAUUGACGAGAUGCCCUAUCACAACGCUAUUGCAGCUGGUAUUGACAUGGUCAUGCCGUCUUGGGCCUUGUAUCCUGACUUUGACGAUGAGUAUCCUUCAGGUCUUAGCGAAAAAUGGUUGAAACAGGAGCUUCGUGGUCGAUUGGGAUUUCGGGGCGUUACCAUCAGCGACGCGAUCGAAGCUGGUGCCUUGACAGCGUUUGGCUCAGACUCGGACCGUGCGGUGCUAGCAAGUGGUGCUGGCAUGGAUAUCAUCCUUGCUGCCGCCCAGAAUGUUACUCAGGGUCAGACAAUUGUCCAGGCUCUAGUGGAUGCGUUGAACAGCAGAACUCUGGAUAGGGCAGAAUUUGACGAAGGAACGCGGAGGAUACUCGCACUCCGCAAUAAGAUAUCUGCAUGA